CUCUUGUUGACUCUUCCUUUAACUGAUAAGAACUGCUGACCUCAAAUCUUACUGAAACAUGGCAAAACGUUGGAAUUAUAGUGUUUUAUUUUUUGUGCUGACAGUCUGGACAGGCGUCGCCGCAUGUCCGGACCGCUGGACCACAUUCAAUGGAAACUGCUAUUCGUUUGUCACUACCAAACUCAACUGGUUCCAUGCUGCGAAAGCGUGCAGAGACCAAGAUGCCUGGUUAGUUGACAUUACAUCCAAAGCGGAAGAAGACUUUCUACGAGGAACAAUUAAACACCUUCAUAUACACGACAAUCCUCAGACAAUCGGUUACUGGACAGGAGGUAAUGACCUUGAUGUGGAAGGUCAAUGGAUGUGGGGUUAUCCGAGUGGGUCUCCUUUAACCAGUACUGACUGGUUCCCCGGUGAACCAAACAACCACUGGUAUGAUGGCAGAGAGGAAGAUUGUAUUGCACUGUGGGGUCACGAUUCCCAUGACUACCAGUGGAAUGACCAGCCAUGUGAUGUACAGGACUUUUAUAUCUGUAAAACUGAAGACGCCACGGAUAUUGUUGGAUAGUGUGACUGAAUGUGGCAUUGUUUUAGACAGAGUUUCUUAUUUCGCCAAAUAAAUUUACUAUCUGCAAAAUGUUAUUACCUGAUUUCAAAAG
This is a messenger RNA of Mercenaria mercenaria, 659 nucleotides long. RefSeq names its product CD209 antigen-like protein C. The transcript is spliced from 6 exons. The record is from RefSeq and is a predicted model, not a curated record. Lineage: Eukaryota; Metazoa; Mollusca; Bivalvia; Venerida; Veneridae. The coding region runs from base 59 to 568 and encodes 169 amino acids.